Messenger RNA from Colletotrichum scovillei, 954 nucleotides. RefSeq lists its product as uncharacterized. The record is from RefSeq and is a predicted model, not a curated record. The coding region runs from base 1 to 954 and encodes 317 amino acids. NCBI's taxonomy places the organism in Eukaryota, Fungi, Ascomycota, Sordariomycetes, Glomerellales, Glomerellaceae. The transcript has 2 exons.
AUGGAAAUGCUUUACAUGGAGAAGAGGCUGCCACCGAACCUGGGUGACUUUAGCACCAUGGUGCUCACAUACGCUAUCAUCAGGCGUACCAAGGAAGCUAUUUACCACAACCAGAUCAGGCUCAAUUCAUGGACGCCGACAGCCGACGUCCAGAAGUGCGGUCCUGGCGAUACUGUCGAGGAGACUUGGCCCCCUUCGCUGCCUAUCCUAUCAAGAUGGCGGAACAGCGCCUGCGACUCUCUCGACCUCCUUCACUGGAACGCUAACGCCAUCAUCGCCAAAGCCGGUGGAUGGGAGCAUCCCACACUAGCUGCUGCCGCCUCGGCGCGAGCAUCCUCCCGCAACGUCGACAACUCCAAAGUCGAAAAGGCGAGAUCUCUCGUCGCCCAGUGGGCUCUGCGUGAUCAGUACAAAGCCAGACUAUCGGUCGUCCAUGCCGGGGCGAUGCUUUGGCACAUCCGUCGUUACAGUGUGGGCAACUUUCUCGAACCCUUUGGCAUAUUCGCUGCAACAUUGGUGGUUUGGGCGUACAGCACAAUGAUGCUGUUCAUGAGGCGUCACCAGAACCCGAGCUCUCACUUGGCCAGUGACGGCCCUGGCCAGCAAGAUAGCCCGAUGGAGGCAGUGGCAGAAGUUGAAGAGGACCCGGAGCCCAGCUUCCUCCACCUCGACCGGCCAUGUGACGACGAGAUGGUGCAGACUUAUGUGAGGCUAGGCCAUAAGAUGGCGGGCCACAUGGCCAAGGUGGGUGAUAUCUGCAACGAUGGGGCCCCUCGGAAGAUUCUCAAAGAAGGGAUACAGAUGCUCAAGGGGAGACCGGAGCAGAACGGAGACGCAGCAAGUAGCGUCGGGAGCGGAGGUAUGAGCGAGAACGGCAGGCGAUACUCGGUCUGGGGAGUGGAACGAACAUACGCCGAUCUCCUGGACUCGCUCGUUCAGUCCACCUCGGACUAG